CCAUGAUGAAGACCUUUAUUCUUCCCCUGCUCCUGCUGUCAGACGGAAAUUUAAUGUGAUCUUAGGCAAACAUGGUGGAUCUAAAAAGGAAGUGGGCCCAGUUUACAAAAAAGAUGCCAAGAUUGCCGAGUUAACUAACGUUCAACAAGACAUGGCACUCUUUGAACUGCCUGUGACAUCAGAAACUGGACUGACGACGAUUGGUCUGCCGACUAACUGCCCCGCCCCAAAUACAGAGACGUACAGGCUGAUGGGCUGGUCUUCUACGAAAAAAAAAGGAUCUUUCAAGAAUGCAUUCAAAUUGGAUAUACCCAAGCAUCUGCAGUGUGCGGAUAUGAAACUUCAAGCUGAAUGUGUCCCGUUUACUGCCACUGAGAAACAGCUGAUUAAAUAUGGCCAAGAGAAAGUCAUUUGUGCCAAAGGUGAACAUGGUCAGAAAAAAGGGAAAGUUAAUGCUGGUGGAGCAGCUGUCUCUGGUGAUUCUGGGGGAAGUCUGGUCUAUAAUGAGAAUGGAACUCCAGUACUGUAUGGAAUGACUGUUGAAGGCCAUGGAGACCCAGAAGUGGAGUCUCGCUUUAUGGAUGUCUGUUCCUUUACAGAAUGGAUCAAAACUACAGCUGGAUAG
Messenger RNA from Chanos chanos (milkfish), 625 nucleotides. RefSeq names its product anionic trypsin-like. Gene Ontology annotation, molecular function: serine-type endopeptidase activity. The record is from RefSeq and is a predicted model, not a curated record. The transcript is spliced from 5 exons. The coding region runs from base 152 to 625 and encodes 157 amino acids. Gene Ontology annotation, biological process: proteolysis. Gene Ontology annotation, cellular component: secretory granule. NCBI's taxonomy places the organism in Eukaryota, Metazoa, Chordata, Actinopteri, Gonorynchiformes, Chanidae.